CCUCCCGCCGCCCCAGCCAGGGUGGUGCUUGUGUGGGAGGGACUUUAAAUCCAGCUGCCAGACCCCUGGACGGCAGAGGCAGAGAGGGCUGGCCACCAUGCACAGCUCCCGCAGCCUCCUGGCGCUUCUGCUCCCGCCACUGCUCUUGCUGGGGGCCGCCCCGGGUCCCGCCAGGGCCCUCAGUGAUGAGGAGAGACGCGUGAUGGUGGACCUGCACAACCUCUACCGGGCCCAGGCGGCCCCAGCCGCCGCCAACAUGCUGCAAAUGAGGUGGGACGCGGAGCUGGCCGCCUUCGCCAAGGCCUACGCCCAGCAGUGCGUGUGGGGCCACAACAAGGAGCGCGGGCGGCGCGGGGAGAACCUGUUCGCCAUCAUGGACGAGGGCGUGGACGUGCCGCUGGCCGUGAAGGAGUGGCACGUGGAGCGCGAGCACUACAACUUCAGCGCCGCCACCUGCGCGCGGGGCCAGAUGUGCGGCCACUACACGCAGGUGGUCUGGGCCAAGACAGAGAGGAUUGGCUGUGGCUCCCACUUCUGUGAGAAGCUCCAGGGCGUUGAGGAGACCAAUAUCCAUUUACUGGUUUGCAACUAUGAGCCCCCGGGGAACGUGAAGGGGCACAGGCCCUACCAGGAGGGGACUCCGUGUUCCCAAUGUCCCUCCGGGUACCGCUGUGAAAAUUCCCUCUGUGCAGAACCCAUGAGCAGCCCAGAGGAGUCUCAGGAGUUGCCUCACCUGGUAACUGAGACCUCAUCUUCCCUGGCAACUGAAGCCUCAGGCUCUAGGAAAGGGGGCAUCGCCUCUUCCCUAGCAACAGAAACUUCAUCCUUCUUGGUAACAGAGGUCUCAGGGCCCCUGGCAACCAAGGCUCUUCCUACUAUAGAGACCAAGGCCCCAUCUUCCUUAGCAACGGAAGGCCCAUCCUCCAUGGCAACUGAGGCUCCACCUUCCUUAACAACUGAGUUCCUUUCGAUUUUGGAAACUCACAGCCCGCUCUCCUUGGAUGAGGGAACAGCUACCUCCCCCCAAUCGACCCAUGAUCCCACCUCAAAAGGGGUGGACCAAGAGGCCAGCAAGACAGGAAUGCCCUCCAAGAGCCCAGAGAACUCUCUGCACCUCCAGGUGUCCCCGACAGGGACACAAGGGCUGCUACCCCACUCCCAGGAGGAGGGCAAGGCUGAGGCCAAGUUGCCUUCGUCCAGUGAGGUCUCGGCCUCAGUUUCUCCAGCCCAGGAGGAGCCAGAUAAGCUGCCGGCCACGCUGGACCACACGGACCGCAUCUUCAAGUCCCUGCCCAACUUUCCCAAUACAGCUGCCACCGCUAAUGCCAUGGGCGGGCGAACCCUGGCCCUGCAGUCAUCCUUGCCAGGUGCAGAGGACCCUGAACGGCCUGAAGUCUAUUCAGAGCUGGCCUCCAGCUCUGGUCACAUCUGGGGCCCUCUUCUGGCUCUGCUGCUACUGCCUCCCCUGGUGUUGGCUGGAAUCUUCUGAGGGGUCACUACUCAAAGGCAAGGCCUGGUGCGGGGACCCUGGCCUCAUGCCUACUCCGGAUCCUCCUCCUCCAAGAGGCCACAUCUUCCCAGGCAGGUCCUGCUCUGUGGCCCAGCAGCCGCCUCCAACCCAGCUUCUGGCACUGUCCCGGGAGCGCCUCUGCCUCGGGUGGUCCGCCCCUCAGCUAGCUGCAGACUGAGCAGUCUUCCCGCGGCUGUGGCCCUGCUGUUCUAGGGACAGAUCUCGGGGCUCUCCAGGAACCCCUUGGC
Molecule: messenger RNA, 1758 nt
Organism: Eptesicus fuscus (big brown bat)
Lineage: Eukaryota; Metazoa; Chordata; Mammalia; Chiroptera; Vespertilionidae
Gene: PI16
Product: peptidase inhibitor 16
Exons: 6
Coding region: 98-1489 (463 amino acids)
Cellular component (GO): extracellular region
Source: RefSeq, a predicted model, not a curated record